AAGUAUCUAUUGCCUUUUUUUGUCUUUCUCAAUCAUGAAGAAAGAUGGAAUGUUCAUCUCUGUACAACAAAAAAUUUGUAAUUGGAACUUCAGCUUUCUUUCCAAGAACCCCUGAGAAUGUUAACUACCACACUUUUCCAUCAACCUGUACUUUUCCAUUAAAUUCUACAAAACCCUUUGCUACCCUUUCUUCUUCUUUUACAGUGAAGUGUUAUGGUCAGAAUUAUGGGGAUGAAGAACCUCUUUCUGCUUCUCUGGCAUAUGAUGUUCUUGGUGUUGCUCCGAAUUGCUCUACAGAUGAGCUGAAAUCUGCUUUCAGGAAUAAGGUUAAGAAGUUUCAUCCUGAUGUAUGGAGAGAUGGGAAUGGUUCGGAUAAAAUGAUUCGCCGAGUCAUUCAAGCCUAUGAGAAGUUGUCCAACUUCACAAAGUCAGAGAUAAUUGAAAGGGAAUGCUUAGAUCCGUUUGAUCAGCCAGAAGGUGAAGCAUUUGAUCUCUUUGUUAAUGAGACUGUUUGUAUUGGAAAAGGUUGCCCAUUUUCAUGCGUUAAGAAAGCACGUCAUGCAUUCACUUUUUCCUCGUUGACAGGAACUGCACAAGCAACUUCUCAAGGACAUGGUGAAGAUUACCAAGUCCAUCUUGCAGCUGGACAAUGCCCCAGGAGUUGCAUACAUUAUGUUACACCUUCUCAAAGAAUAGUUCUUGAAGAGCUACUUGGCAGCAUCAUGAGCACACCUUAUGAUACAUCAGCAGAAGCAGACUUGCUUUAUUCACUAAUUGUAAAAGCUCGUUUUGAGAACAAUCGCUACCAGAAGCCCAAGAAGCAACCUAAGGCCUCAACCGAACAUGUAGACUGGUUCUAAAUCUUGAAAGUCCUCAUAGAAAACCACCUUGUUUUGUGUAGACUCGGAAUAUGAAUAGAGACUGCCACUUCAAAGGCUAUGCAAUGCUGAAGUUUAUCACAUGAACGAUGGGGGAAAUUUGAUUUGAGUUGACUGUCAACCUUAUGCUAUGUUAUCGAAGUCCUAAAUGGUCUUCACUCAGCAGCAGCAUAAUGAAAUGCUGGGCACAAGUGUUGGGAAAAGCAGCUGCAACUGACUGUCUGAAUAUCUGGUAAUAUGAGAUUGAUGUAAAUAUUUACUUAUCUUAUUUUUUAUGUUGGAUUAUGUUGUUUUACGCCCCACAAAAUGAUAGAUUAAAACUCCAUGUCUGUAUGAAAAUUGAAAUGAUACAGUUGAAGCAAAUUUCAUCUUUAGGAAAAAAA
This is a messenger RNA of Solanum lycopersicum (tomato), 1261 nucleotides long. RefSeq lists its product as uncharacterized. Lineage: Eukaryota; Viridiplantae; Streptophyta; Magnoliopsida; Solanales; Solanaceae. The record is from RefSeq and is a predicted model, not a curated record.